Molecule: messenger RNA, 4216 nt
Organism: Morone saxatilis (striped sea-bass)
Lineage: Eukaryota; Metazoa; Chordata; Actinopteri; Moronidae
Gene: csrnp3
Product: cysteine-serine-rich nuclear protein 3
Exons: 6
Coding region: 233-2092 (619 amino acids)
Biological process (GO): regulation of transcription by RNA polymerase II
Cellular component (GO): nucleus
Molecular function (GO): sequence-specific DNA binding; DNA-binding transcription factor activity, RNA polymerase II-specific
Source: RefSeq, a predicted model, not a curated record
GUAGGUUUAUGUAUGCGACAAAUUGUGCCGGUUAGUCCUGUGCUAUUCGGAAAUCCGGUACCGGUUUUUAAAGCGGAGGAGGAUUUCUGCACACGGAAGCCGUGACAUGGUUUAGGCAGAAAAUUGUGAAGUCCAUUGAGAGAGGGGCGUCAUUGACUGGCUGGAGGAUAGUAACGAAAUGAAUGAACAGAGGCAGGUCGCUGCAGUGUAAUAUAUUUUGCUAGAGGUGCAGAUGCGGCGGGCCAUGAGUGGAAUACUGAAGAGGAAAUUUGAGGAGGUGGAAGCCUCCUCCUCCCCGUGCUCUUCCUUGCGGGAGUCCGAUGAUGAAGUCUCCUGCAGUGAGAGCGGGGAUAGCAGUGACAGUGUCAACCCCUCCGCCUCAGGCCCUUUCACCCCUGACUCAAUAUUGAAGAGAGAGAAGCGCCUGCGGACAAGGAGGGUGCACUUUGAGAAUGUGACAGUGUACUACUUCAGCCGGCGGCAGGGAUUCACCAGCGUGCCCAGCCAGGGAGGCAGCACGCUGGGCAUGUCCAACAGGCACAGCUGGAUCAGGCAGUACUCCCUGGGUGAAUUUGCCCUGGAGCAGGAGCGGAUCCACAGAGACAUGCUCAGGGAUCACCUGAAGGAGGAGAAACUCAACUCAAUCAAACUCAAGCUGACCAAGAAUGGCACAGUGGAGUCUGAAGAGGCCAACACGCUCACGGCCGAGGACAUCUCUGAUGAUGAUAUCGAUCUGGACAACACAGAGGUAGACGAGUACUUCUUCCUACAGCCUCUUACCACCAAAAAGCGCCGGGCACUGCUGCGCUCCUCUGGGGUAAAGAAGAUUGACGUGGAAGAGAAACACGAACUGCGGGCCAUCCGGAUGUCCAGAGAGGACUGUGGCUGUGAUUGCCGAGUGUUCUGUGACCCGGAAACCUGUGCCUGCAGCAUCGCAGGGAUCAAGUGCCAGGUGGACCGGAUGUCAUUUCCAUGUGGCUGCACAAAAGAGGGCUGCAGCAAUUCAACUGGAAGAGUGGAGUUUAAUCCCAUCCGUGUUCGGACCCAUUUCUUGCACACCAUAAUGAAACUCGAACUGGAGAAGAGUCGUGAGCAGCAGCAGGCGUCGCCCAACAACGGUUACCGUGGUGAAACCAACGACCUGGGAAGCGGAAACCCUCUAGUUCAGUCUCAGCACAGGUUGGAAUACUCUCUGUCAGACGCUGUUCCACAGACGGCCAGCAUGCAUCUGCAGGCCGCGGACGAGAUGGAUGAGCCACUAGAUGACGAAGAGGACGAAGAAGACGAAGACGACGAUGAUGAGGAGGAGGAGGAGGAGGAGAAUGAAGAAGACGAGGAGGACGAGGAGGACAGUAGCAGCGUUUGCAGCGGACUGUCUGACUCCAGCACCCAGAGCUUAGCUAACAGCGACUCUGAGGACGAGGAUGACGAUGAUGAAGAGAAGUCUGAGAACUUUACAGACGAUAUGACAACCCCGUCGGUGUCUCACACUGAGGUUGUCCCCUUGUCUUCUGUGCUGUGUUACAGCGAUGGCUCUGUGGGGCAUGAUAACCACAUGAACGGAAACACUUAUUUAAUGAAUUCUUCUUCGGCUGAGUACUAUCAGCUGGGGAGUUCCAGUGCCGUCUCUAAUGGCCAAACCAGCCAACCCAGUAAACCCUACGGGGAAGCCUUAGCGUUCCAAGAUCCAGUCAGCACGACCAACGGCAGCGCAGCCCAAGGGCCAUUCAACAUGUCUGCCGAGCAGUACACAGACUACUCGAAUCAGGCCGAGGACCAAUACACAGCCAAUCACCAUUUCACUCUGACCAACAGUGCUCCAGCCACCCCCUUGACCUGCUACACACCUGAUCAGGAGAAGAAGGUGUUGUCCAAAGCAGGGUUUGUGGAGCAGUCUGACAACCAGAACCAGACACAGUUUCAAAACUACCUGAACAAUAACAAUCAGGGUUCCUACAGCAGCCACAGCUCGUGUCUGACAGCUGAACAGCCACAGCAAGAGUCCAACGGACACUCUGACCUGACCUUACUAGCAAACAAUACUAAGAACCUUCCUUUACCUGACCAUUGCCCCGAGGUCACAGCCAUUUAGUGGGCCUCACCUUUUGAAGUGUUCUUUCAUUAUUACGUCUUAACUUGACCAAGUGGCAUUUUAAGGGAACAUAAUCAUGGCCUUUUCGCAUUAUCUUACAUUAAAUUUCAAAGCAAUUUACAGCACCGUAGUACAUUCUCAUCUGUAACUAUAAAGCCAUAGGUUCAUGAUGAAAAUGUUUCCAAGGAAUGAUUCACUCUCGGUGGUUUCCUGAAGGCUUUCUCUAUAACAGCGUGCUCCUUCACUGCAAAAUGGAACAGAUCAAAAAACAUAAGUUAUGUUAUGCUGUGCAAUGUAUCUUGUAAUUUCAGAUGUAAAGUUCUAGUUUUAAGCAGAUAUUGUACUGUAGAUGGAACUUUUCUAUGUCUACUGUAUGUGUCAAAUGUGCAAAAAAGGUUUAUUGUCAGUUUAUUUAUUGUUUCUGAAUUACGUGUAUACUUAUAUAUUGUAAAUGUUUUGAUAACAAUACGCAUGCUGUUUUUGGGGAAUCUCAGUAACGUUUAGGGAAAAAAAUGCCAUUGUUUUAUAUAAAAAUGUGUUGUAUACAUAGUGUACAUUCUCUUCUUGUUUUUGUCACUAUUAUAUGCUUUUCUAUGGUUUUGAAAAGCAUGAAAAAGCCUGAAUUCUUAUUUGUAUGUUUGGAAUACAAUAUCAAUAGCAUAAAAUGUCAGAAAUCAAUUCACAGCCUUUUGCACUUAAAGUGUGGGGGCCCAGUGGCAUGCAGUUGGUUUUAACUGAUUUAUACUUGAACGGUGGAAAAAUAUGGCCCCUCACAUAUUCUUUUCUCCACUGUUCAUGUUUAUAAUAAUGUAAUUUGCAGGUGCCACUACAAAUGAAGAUUUAUUCUUAGAAGCGUUUCACAGAUACAGGGAUAUUAAUAAAGUAGCACUUUGACAUAUCUCCAAAAGUAUUAGAAGCUCUAUGAUUCAUCAUAGACAAUAGAUCACUAACUGUAUCAUUAAAUUACUAUAAUAGGCUUCAUUUGAAAGCCAUCAGUAACCAGUCUCCGUAAAAAUGCUGGAGACAAAAUAUUGAUUCAAAAUAAUGUGUCAGCAUUUAAUAAAUUAUCUGGUUGCUGGAUUUCUGUUAUUGAAUGUUGUAUAAGCUAGAUUCCACUGUCUAAUCACUCAGAUGUUUAUUUAUGUGGAUCCAAGAAUGAUGUCAAUUUGUUGUUUAGUGCAAUAGUUUGAGGGUUUUUAAUUCCCUUCUAGAGAAAAUCCUCAGUAAAGUGGACUGAGAUUACUUUCAACUGACUGUCACGGUACUUAAUAUUGUACUUAAAGCAACAUUAGUUUAAUAAAAAUAUGCCACAGUUUUAAUAAUUGUAUAUGGAGGAAACAAAUGUCCAAGGUUGACAAUCAAAGCUUAUUAUUAUCAAACCUGAUUCAUAUCAGUAAUUAAAAGCUACACAAUAUGACUCCUGAGUCCAAUGAGCCAUUGAGAGUGACAUAACAGGAUUCUAUGAUUUUUUUUUACCAAAAGAUCUGUAAAUAACCUUUUAACACACCUUUAUAAAAUCACUGACAAAAAGGAAAUUGGAGUGACCGCUCAACAAUUGGGGAACUGCAAUAAUUUAGUAAAUAGUAUGGGUUGACUAUAAUAGGUUGCUGAAAUUCUUUACCUUGAGCUCUUUGCUCCUGCAUGAGUACAAAUAUCUGCCCAUAUUUUAUAAUCAAAAGCGUCAGCACUGGAGUUCUUUGUGACCGCCGAGUAGCUGGGACCUUUCAUGUCACCUCUGUGGUACAAAAGAAGUGUACAGACAGCUUUUAGGCAAUCAGUGGCAUCAACAUGGCCUAUAGUAGAUAUUUGCUGUGCCAAAGCAUACAGUGGAAGGAGGCUAGAUACAAUGACAUUGCAUCCAGUUAAGAAUCUUGUGUUCGAUUUUAUUUUCCAGUAUUUAUUAUGAAUGAUAUAUUGAAAUGUGUAUUUAUUGUGGUUUACUAAAAGUCUGUAUUGAGUAAAUUGCUUCACUAUCUUAAAAUUGACUUUCGUUUCAUGCUGGUUGUGAGUUGUAAAGCUUCAUGUGCCUGAUUUAUUUUAUUCUCUUUCUUAUUUUGUGAAAUGCAUAUGUUUUGCACAAAAUGGUACAAAUUUUUUCAAUGUGUUUCAUUUUUCCAACUGUAG